Molecule: messenger RNA, 668 nt
Organism: Triticum dicoccoides
Lineage: Eukaryota; Viridiplantae; Streptophyta; Magnoliopsida; Poales; Poaceae
Exons: 1
Coding region: 127-450 (107 amino acids)
Source: RefSeq, a predicted model, not a curated record
CGAGCCAUCAAACCAACACUUCAUCAGAUCGAACCGAGCCAGAUUGACCGGAGCCGAGAACCGAGGCAACGAGGGAUCGCGCGAGAAAAAUUCAGAGGAAAUCGGCAGCGAUCGGGAGGCGCGGCGAUGUUCUUCUUCUUCGUAGGCGGCGUGGAGCAGGGCGCGGGGCGGGUGCUCAAGGAGGCGGCCGGGCGGUGCGUGCGCUGCGGCGGCGCGGCCGACCUGGUGGAGACCGAGAAGGUGCUCAAGCUCUUCUUCGUCCCCGCGUGGCGGUGGCCGGGCAAGGACCCCGCCUACCUCUGCCGCGACUGCGGCCUCCUCGCGCCGGGGUCCCACGGCGCCGGCGGCGGGGAGCUCCUCCCCCGCGCGGGGGCGGGGCAGUGCGGCGCGUGCAGCCGCGCCGUCGACCCGCAGUUCCGCUUCUGCCCCUUCUGCGGCUCCGCGCUGUGAAGCGCGCCAUGGAUGGAUGCGCGUUGCAGGCCACGGCCCAGAGAGGAGCAGAGGUGAUGAUCCUCUCUCUCUCUCUGAACUCUCAAGACAGUAGUAGUACUAGGGUUGUGCAGCAGAGUUGUCAGUUAGCUUCUGGUUCUGCGAAAGUUGUGCUAACCUGUGUGGAUGUAAAUUUGGUGAAAUGUUUGUAAUAAACGAGACCGAUAAAAUUCGUCGCA